AUGGAGGCUCCCGUUCCCAUGGACAACAAGUCAAAGACACUUCCUCCCUAUGGAAGCAUGAUGCCUCCUCUCAACCAUCUUCCACCCGCUCUUCACGGUCCCCCCCCUCCCGGUCCUCCUCGAAUUCCACCGCCGCCUCGUGACGGCCAGCAUCAUGGCUUGCCCGCUCCAAUCCACACCAGUCCCUACGAGCAGUCCUGGCGGUCACAACCAUACCCCCCACCACAUUACGAAACUGCUAUCGAACGACGCCAUUCAUCUGCUGUCACCAAUCCCCCGCCACAGUCGCAGCCUCCUCAUCCUCCUACUCACAUCCCUUACCCUACAGCGCCGCAUCCUUCACAGCAGCAAAGUCGUGAGUUACCCCAACUACCGCCGGGAGAUCCAUACCACCGUCCAAACAGUCUACCAGCUCCUGCGCCCUCUCAUCCAGUAGUACCUGAGGACCAUUCCCCUCGCGGUCCUUACAGACCCAUGAGUGGUGCGCAACCUGAACCUACCCCGCAUUCCGCGCCGCCGCCUGAUUACAGACCGCCGCGCAUACCUUACACGGGGCCUCCCGAGUCUCCAGUCCCAGGAACCGCUAAUGGCGACCUCCCAGGGCCUCCUCCACCUGGGUACAUCCAAAAUGUUCCUGCGGCCUACCAUGGUCAGCCACCCCCGAGUGCCGCUUUUGAGGGUGGCAAUUACCCUUAUGGGCGCCAGCGCAAAGCUGCCAGAGCUCAACAGGCCUGCGACCAAUGUCGCACACGCAAAGCUAAAUGUGACGAGGGUCGUCCGGCCUGCAGUAACUGCAAGGAUAACAAUCUUGCAUGCGUCUAUAAAGAAGUUCCUCCUCAUAAACAGGAAAAAACCACCCAGAUAAUCCUAGAUCGCAUCGAGCGAAAGGAGGAGGUGAUGAAGCAGUUGUUGGAUGUCAUCGUGGACAAGAUUGCAGCAACUGAUUCUCGUGUGGAUAAGCUGUUUGAAUAUUUCUCAGAGCAAGGACAUGCUCUUCCCGAUCAGAAAUCUUCUAGCAUUCCAACAAACAAUGCUACUUCAGAAUUGAGAAAGUCUCUACUUUCUACGUCAAGAUCCGAAACAGAGCAUGCGGAUGAAGGCUCACUGCUAAAAGAGAAACCGGAGACUCUGUCGUCCUUGGAGAAAUAUAAUCAAUUGCUGAAGCAAGAAGACACGAAGGUACCUAUGCAAAGUGAAAUCAACGCUGAAGAAGAAGGAGAGCUAUCAAUUCCUAUAGAACACACUACAGCUGCUCACAAGCUUUUGUCAUGGCCGUCGAUUAAUCGACUGUUGGACCGCCGUGUCGACGAAGACUACGUCUUGACAAACGAGAGAAAGAGAGGCUUGAUUCGUAUCUAUGGCUGUGGCGAAGGCCAUGAUCACGAUUCCAAAUACUAUUACCAACGAGAUCGAGCUCUCCCCUCCCGCGCCGAUAGCCCCGCAACAACAACGUCAUCAGCGAGCCCUCGCUAUGACGAAGAAUAUGCACAGGCUGCUUCCCCCAAUUGGGGCUAUGGUUUACCAGUGACGCCCAAUGGUGGUCGACCUGGAGAACGCCCCGGUGGUCUUGAUCAGAAUGGUUAUUUAAAUACUUCGCCUGAUGUUGUUCGGCGCCUUCAUCGCAGCUUUAUGGCUAAUAUACAUAUUCUCCAUCCGUUCCUUGACGCUGAUACUCUGGAGAGAAAAGUGGGAUUGUUUAUUAGGCAGUAUGGAAGAAAGAAUACGGUGAACCCGGGCGAAUCGCGUGGCAUGAAGCGAAAACGCUCUGCCGAGACUAUGCAUAAUAAUAAUGGGCCACAUGACAUGUCUCGUUCUCCCAGUAUGCAUUCGGAAAAAGCGCCGCCCCACAGGAUUGAACGCUCAAUUGACAAUGCAAUCAUUCUAAUGAUGCUCGCCCUCGGCGCGAUCUGUGAAUAUAAAGGUCCUAUACCCGGGUUUGCUCCUGACCCUCGUGAAAAAUCUCGAGCAGAAGCAUUUGCAGUGUCACCGGAGGCGCAGGCCGUCUUUAACGACAUUCUGUCACCGUCACCAGCAUCUGCACCAGCAUCGGCUGGUGUGGCAGGCCAGGCUUUCCAAUCCCCCAAUGUCCCAUCUCCUGAUCCCGCGUUCGAUUGGAAGACUCCGACCCCAAGGCCGGCUUCUAAAUUUGGACCAGAUAAUUAUUCUGAUGACUCUCACACCAGAAACAUUGAUGUAAUUCCGGGGCUAGCCUACUAUGCAUAUGCCGCAGGCAUUCUGGGAGACUUGCAGGGUGGAAUUGAGCUGCCUUAUGUGCAAGCGGCUAUUCUAGCAAGUCUUUAUGCUGGGCAGCUAGCUCAUCCAUUCCAGAGUCACGGCUGGAUUUUUCAGGCGGCUAGAGCAUGCCAAUUCAUAGUUCGAGCGAGAGACUAUAAUACCAUGAAAGAUGGUCCCCUAAAAGAAAUGUAUGAAUUUGCUUUUUGGACAUGUCUACAACAUGAAAGUGACCUGCUCGCCGAAUUGGAUCUCGCUGCCAGUGGUAUAUCCAGAUCUGAGUCGCGAAUAGCGCUUCCUAAAGGCAACUUUACGCUUAAGCUAACGAGUGAAAUUGAUGCCCCCGAAACUAAGAUGAUGUUUUACUAUUCAGCGCAAAUCCAUCUACGCAAGUUUUUGAACCGGGUCCAUACGGAUCUAUACAAGGUGGAUAGGAAGAGAGAAAAAUCGGACAAGUCGAGCGACAGAGAGUUUGAAGACCAAGUAGAGGAGAAACCGGAUUCUGACAAGAGACCGAAUAUCCCUUACCAGGUCCUGCAAGUACUUGGUGUGAACCUUGAUGCGUGGAAAAGCAGCCUGCCCCAAAUCAUGCAAUGGAAGGAAACAGAACCGCCUGCGUCGGACAUAAAUGCUGCGCGUUUACGUGCGAAAUAUUACGGUGCCCGAUAUAUUAUCUAUCGCCCGCUCUUACACUACGCUCUACAUCAAUUACCCCCUCCUGAUGUGGAGGCUUCAGCACCCGCCGAGACCCGUAGCUUUUCAGAGCAAUCAGAACCUAAACGUCGAGUCUCUUCGCUGAAGUCGCAGGGCCAUCAGGCCCUUAGUAUGGCGCGUUGGGCCAGCGAGCCCGGCAUUCCUGAUCAUAUCGAAGACGAAGCCAACAUCUACCCGACGAUUGAAUUCGACAGUCUCCCUCCACAAAUCCAGCAAGCAUGCUAUCAUUGCAUCAGGGCUGCAGUUCAAAGCACGAUAGCGUUUGACGGAGUCAAGGGACGUCCGAUCGUAACCAAUAUAUUUGGGACAGCUCACGCGCAAUUUGGCAACAUGCUUGUCUUAUCUGCUACCUAUAUGUCCGGUCUUCGACAACUGGUCGAACGUGACGAACUCGAACGGCUUCUGAAGCGCACCAUCAAAUUCCUCGCGCAGAGCAAAGACAUUUCACCGACUUUGAGGGCCGACGCGCAGAUCCUGUCCGGAAUUUACCAUAAGAUUUUCAAGCAAUCACCACAUACAAGUUUCACAACGGAGUCUUUUGGUAGUGUGAAUACUUAA
This is a messenger RNA of Talaromyces atroroseus, 3504 nucleotides long. RefSeq lists its product as hypothetical. The coding region runs from base 1 to 3504 and encodes 1167 amino acids. The transcript is spliced from 7 exons. Lineage: Eukaryota; Fungi; Ascomycota; Eurotiomycetes; Eurotiales; Trichocomaceae. Gene Ontology annotation, biological process: regulation of DNA-templated transcription. Gene Ontology annotation, molecular function: DNA-binding transcription factor activity, RNA polymerase II-specific; zinc ion binding. The record is from RefSeq and is a predicted model, not a curated record.